Molecule: messenger RNA, 804 nt
Organism: Glossina fuscipes
Lineage: Eukaryota; Metazoa; Arthropoda; Insecta; Diptera; Glossinidae
Product: probable fumarate hydratase, mitochondrial
Exons: 2
Coding region: 148-570 (140 amino acids)
Biological process (GO): fumarate metabolic process; tricarboxylic acid cycle; malate metabolic process
Cellular component (GO): tricarboxylic acid cycle heteromeric enzyme complex; mitochondrion
Molecular function (GO): fumarate hydratase activity
Source: RefSeq, a predicted model, not a curated record
AUGAGAAAAAUCAAAUGAAUAUGUACAGGCCUCCCCCUGCAAAUACUAUGGCCUUUGGCAAAUUUGGCAAAGUUGGAAAGGGGUUCGGGGCCUCGAUGGGGCUUAGGUGAACUAUGGUUAUCCGAAAACGAGCCUGGUAGUUCUAUUAUGCCGGGUAAAGGUAAUCGCACACAAUGUGAAUCUUUAACCAUGAUUUGCGCUCAAAUGAUGGGCAACCUAGUGGCCGUUACUGUAGGCGGUUCAAACGGUCAUUUUCAAUCAAAUGUUUUUAAACCAAUCAUUGUAUCUAACGUCUUGCGUUCGAUUCGCUUGUUAUCUGACAGCACUCUCAACAAGAAUUGCUUAAAAGACAUUAAAGCAAAUAAAGCCAAUAUUUUGAAGCUUGUGAAUGAGUCUUUGAUUCUAGUUACAGCUCUAAAUCCGCAUAUCGGUUAUGAUAAAGUUGCGCCUAUUGCGAAGACUGGCCAUAAAAACGGCACCACUUUGAAACACGAAGCACUUAAAUUCGAUGUAAAGGAAAAUGACUUUAACCAGUGGGUGAACCCCGAGCUCAUGUUAGAUCCAAAUUAAAAUCACACCGAAUCAGUUAUAAAACAGAAGGCAAACUCGUCAUAGCCAUAUAUUGUACAUUUUAUUCUACAUAUUGUAAAAUAGUUAAAAGCCAAAAUAGUCCCCAAGCUUCUUAAUUCAAACAAAUCUAUUCUCGGCGAUGACGUGAGAAAUAUUAUUAUGGCGAAAAAAAUUCCAAAGUCACCAUCUGCAAUUGACUAUUGUUUGUACGUCGCAAAGGAAUUGAACAUUCCC